This is a messenger RNA of Talaromyces marneffei, 1413 nucleotides long. RefSeq lists its product as uncharacterized. The coding region runs from base 1 to 1413 and encodes 470 amino acids. The record is from RefSeq and is a predicted model, not a curated record. Lineage: Eukaryota; Fungi; Ascomycota; Eurotiomycetes; Eurotiales; Trichocomaceae. The transcript is spliced from 2 exons.
AUGUCCCGCAUGAAUGAUGAACUGUCGCCCUUAUCGUCCGGAAUCGACAGUGUCACCCCUUUCCCUCAAUUAGAAGAUGAUGUUGGUCUCGCAACACUAACUCCCAACGACGACGAUGAAGCGCUACACAUGAAAGCUACGCCUCGGCGUAAUCGCGCUGGCACAACCCAUUCUGUGAUACGCGCAAGCCCUUCACCAAGUGUACCGAAAAGUGAAUCACAAUCGCCAACGGAAUUGUCGGACGAUACGAGAAAUCCCAAUGCUGAGCAGAUCCUAUCGCCCAGCAUAGAGAUCCAAGAAGAUUCAGAGGAUGCCGAGUUCCAGUCACAAUACUACGUGGAAAAUGAGUCAUUAGAGGGUGCCGAAGAUCUAUCGCUAGGCUCUACCGGCGAGGAGUUCAAUGACGAUGACGAUGAGCUACAAGAUCUAAGCAGCGACGAGGAUGGUGACGACGACUCUCAUGAAAGGGGUAGCCAUAGCGUCAAUAUGCAUCGACCAUUCAUGCAAUCCACAUCUUCGCUAACAGGUCCUAAUGCAUUUGCGCCGCCCUUCUAUAAUCGACCGCCGACACCCCUUCCUCCUUCGCCGUCUUUGACCUCGUUGUUGCGACCACCGUUCUCCACGACGACGUCGAGGCCUACUACCCCUGAUACCUCUGAUGCGGAGACACCAAAUGAUACGGAAGCUGCAGUCGCGAAAUCCGCGAGAAUCGCGACAACGGUUCCCAGGGCGAGUCCGAAGGUGCCAACGUAUGAAUAUUAUGGCUUCGUGCUCUACCUUACGUCUUCUUUCGCAUUCUUGAUGUACCUGUUAUGGUCAUACCUUCCGUCCCCCUUUCUUCAUCAACUUGGCAUCUACUAUUACCCAAACCGAUGGUGGUCGCUUGCCAUUCCUGCAUGGCUCGUCAUGUUUCUCGUUUACAUAUACGUUGCUCUUGCAUGCUACAAUACCGGUUACUUGACACUUCCGAUGACAUCGAUUGAAAACAUUGUGGAUGAAGCAGCUAAUAUAGCGGUCAUUGAUGGUAAAGGGCGGCGGCGGCUCGGUGGUAGCGAGAAACUGAAGCCCGGCUCAGCGACCAGUCAGACAAUGUCCACCGCACAAAACCGAAGGGUACCAGGCCUUGCAUCGUCCAACAGUGCUAGUGGCAGCGGAUAUCUACUGUGGAAAGAUGUCUGGGCCGAGAGCACUGACGCCGUCAUGGAUAUACCCGUCGGAGGCGUAUGUGAAGUACUGUAUGGUCGGGAUAGGGAAGAAGACCCUAGUAUUAGUGUCCACUCAGAAGAAUAUGAAUCGGUGCAUGAUUCUUGGCGCAGGCGCUUCCGUGAGGAUCUGUCGCUGUUCGACGAUUCUUCGAGGUAUCGUGCUGCUCAAUACUCAUCGCCUAUCACCGAUGUUGGACGUUCCUGGUAG